Pipra filicauda (Wire-tailed manakin) is the source of this 1407-nucleotide messenger RNA. It is a transcript of the gene FAM204A, whose product is annotated as family with sequence similarity 204 member A. NCBI's taxonomy places the organism in Eukaryota, Metazoa, Chordata, Aves, Passeriformes, Pipridae. The transcript has 8 exons. The record is from RefSeq and is a predicted model, not a curated record. The coding region runs from base 356 to 1084 and encodes 242 amino acids.
GAGCCGCUUCUCCUCCGGAGCGGGUGCCCCGCGCUUCCCCGGCCUGCCCCGGGCGGGCUCUUCUCUGUCGGCCUUGCCCGGCGGCGAGGGCAGGGGCUUGUGCUCCCCGGGAAGCUGCUCCUGUGGAGGGACGGGAGGCGUUUGCUCUGGUGUCGCCCCUAAACCGAAAGUAGCCGUAAACAAAUGCGAAGGGGCAUAACUUUAAAGGACGAGGAGGGGGAAAAAAUGAACUAUAGCGUCAACCUGUGGACUCAAAUCGUCUGCUCCUCUCUGAUGCAGUUGUUCUCACCUCGGGAUGGGUAACGUGGUGUCUCUGCGGUGACUUGAAGUGGUUUGGACUUGCUGAAACUGGAAGAUGUGGAGUGGGCUGUUACCUCCAGGAGUGAAUGAAAGUGAUGUUGAUUUGAGUUCUGAUGAUGGAGACGAUUCUCCUGCUUCCUCUUCAAAGAAAGGGGCACCAGAUGAUAUCCAAGGAGCUGAGCUUUCUGAACUCCCAGGGAAUGGACAGGAGAGUAGUGCCAGCGGUGAACCUGUUGUGAUACCAGUGGCAGAUGAAGACAGCGAGUCUCACACGUGCCCUCCUGGAAUCUCUGUAAAUAUCUGGAAUAAAUUUGUGGAGCUUCAGAAGAAGCACCGUGAAAUGAAAAUGGAAGCAGAGCAGGAAAACAGAUGCCGAAAGAGAAAGCGCCACCGCAAAGGAAAACAGAAAAAGGCUGAUGAAGUGACUAAGAGUAGCCAACAGUUGGAAAAUGAAGAGAAAUGGAAAGAGCUAACACAGUACUUUGGAAUCAAUGAUAGAUUUGAAUCACCUGUGGAUAGCAGGGCCCCACAAAAGUCUGGCCUUGAACUUAGCAUAGAGAAGUGUGUGGCUGAAGGGGACAUUGCUAAGGCUGAGGAGCUGAGUGACAGACUGGCCAUGCGUGAGCUUGGUGUGAAAAUUGCCAAAGCAGCUGCUUGCCGCAACUUCGUCAGAGCCAAGCAAGAAGCAGAGGCUGCCCAAGAAGCUCAAAAGAAAAAGAAGCUCGCUUGGGGAUUUGAAGCCAAGAAAAGAUGGGAAACAAAAAGCAACAUGGGAUACAUGUAAUCUGUCGUGUUUUCAGAAGUCAAAUACCUGUUGUUACUUGAAGAAUCUUUGUAGGCAUCUUGUUAAAUCUAAACAUAAAAAACCCCAAAACAAAACCCAGCACAUCAAAUGCCUUGUAUUUAUCCUCCUGCUGUUGGACUGCACUGGCUUGUUUUGGUGCUCUCCUAUAAAGUAGUAAAAAAUACUAUUUAAUCAUCAAUCCUAUGUUAAAUAUAGCACUUUUCUCAUAAAUAUGAAAAACUAAGAUAGUGCAUUUCAGAAUGCAUUUGGAGUCUGGUAGAGAACUCCCUGAACUUGGAAUAAAACACUUGGUCCAAAUGUGU